Messenger RNA from Oikopleura dioica, 1437 nucleotides. The record is from the annotation of a GenBank genome assembly. NCBI's taxonomy places the organism in Eukaryota, Metazoa, Chordata, Appendicularia, Copelata, Oikopleuridae.
AUGAUCGAGACCAGAAGACAAAAUACAACCGCUCAGAGCACGGAACAAGAUCAGAUUAUUUACUCACACAGAGGUCAAGAAAUUAAACUUGGAGUCGCCUUCGAGAACCAGGAUGCUUACUACACAGAUGCUCCACAGGACCAUUUCACCCACCCUUCGGAUUACAUCCAGGUCGAUCAGUACUCGGUUCCGAUCGAAAAUCCACCAUACUCGGAGUUCGAGCUCCAGCUCGGAAACAACCAAGACUUUGGCAUGAUAAACGAAAAUCACAAUCAAAGAGAACACGACUCGGAUAACGACAUUGACGGACUAGCUGAUUAUAACCGGGGAAACACUCCAGUCGCCCGUUGCAAUGAGUGCGGGCUAUCGUUUCGCUCGUUCUCAGGACUGUAUCAUCAUCAGAAAACUCACGAAGGUCAGCUUUUCAAGUGCCCAGAGCCAGAAUGUUCAAAGGAAUACAAAACAGAACACUUGCUCAGACGACAUCUGAAGGUCCACAGGGAUCAUAGGGAAGGAAAUCUCAAAUGUCCACAUUGCGAAAAGACAUUCUGCAGAGCGGACUACUUAGAAAUUCACAUCAAACGACAUCUUGGCCAAAAAGACGAAAAAUGCCCCGAAUGCGGAAAGGGUUUCGUUUGCAAGUCCGACCUUAUCCGUCAUAAAUUAAAUGUGCACUCCGCCUUUGGCCGAUACCAGUGCCCCGAUUGUGGAAAACGGCUUCGAUCGAAUACGUCGCUGAAUCGACAUCGCCAGUCUAGACUCUGUAUUAAGGCUCCUAUGAGUGUGCCUUACCAUCCUUACACACCCGCCAUUCAUGGACUCAUCGAUCCGGAGUCCGAAGAAGCACUGCGAACCUCCCAAAGCUACAGUGACAUUCAAGAUCAACACCAAGUAUCUCAACAACACCAGCAUCAGGCACAACACCAAGUUUCCCAACAACAACCAACGCUAACAUACGAUGAAACUGUCUACCCGUCUGCCACGCCAACUCCUUCUUCCGGGAUCUUCCAGACAGUCAUAGUGGAAAACACGCUUUCCCCGAUGAAUGGUGGUGGAAACCCGACAUUAAAUUCAACGCUUGAAAUGACUCCUCAGGAAGAAGAGCUUUCAAAAAGAUCUCCUCAAAACUACGAAACCUCGCUUUCCUUCAAUGAGUCUCCAGACUCGACGAUUUCAGCCGACAACUCAGAAAUGUUCAUCCACCAUCCGUCCCACGUAGAACCUUCUACCUCUCAACAAAAUCAUCUGCACGACUAUUCUUCAAUUCCAACAUCUUACUACUCCAAUCAGAGUCAUAUGGGCUACGCAGAUCUCCAAUUCGUCGGAAACUCCAACUCAGUCGAGCACUUCUUCCAAAGCGCCUCAGUUUCGAAUCACUUGCCUCACGAGCGCAGCUCAGCGGAUCUUACACAAAAUCAAAUGCUUCCAACUAUUUAG